Molecule: messenger RNA, 4533 nt
Organism: Cataglyphis hispanica
Lineage: Eukaryota; Metazoa; Arthropoda; Insecta; Hymenoptera; Formicidae
Product: acetylcholinesterase-like
Exons: 7
Coding region: 344-2245 (633 amino acids)
Biological process (GO): acetylcholine catabolic process in synaptic cleft; choline metabolic process
Cellular component (GO): plasma membrane
Molecular function (GO): acetylcholinesterase activity
Source: RefSeq, a predicted model, not a curated record
CGAGGAGUAACGAAAAGUCAUCUCUGAAAAACGAUACUUUGGAGGGAGGGGGUGAAAAGAGGGUCAGCGGAAGUUAGCGGAAGCAAUUUUGAGAGAUGACAACGAAGAUAUUGGGUUAAGCGAUUCCUAUGAAGCGUGCAAAAUUCUAACAAACUAGACGCGUGCUAAAAACUCAACGAGCUUAUCUUUGCGCAAAGGACGCUUAGUGGAGUACCGCUUGCAAAUAAUGAUAAUUAAAUAGUUGAACUCUUACAGUGAUCACGCUCGCGAGAACAUCAAUCGCGAUUGAUUCAAUAAACGAGACAAUAGUUUCUUAUUGAGUAGAAGAAUAUUCAAUUUUACCAUGAGUUUUUGGAUGAAUUGUCCGUCCUCGUUGUUGCUAUUGCUGUUAGGCCUGAGCCUGCACAGCGCGUGCAUCACGCGAGCGAACGUCGCCGGCCAACAUGAUGGCCAGGACAAUGGUCACGAUGAUCCUCUGUUGGUGGAGACUACGAGCGGUUUGAUGCGCGGUUUCUCCCGUACAGUGCUUGAACGCGAGGUCCACAUAUUCUACGGAGUGCCGUUCGCGAAACCUCCCGUUGGUCCGUUGCGAUUUCGCAAGCCACUGCCGAUCGAACCCUGGCACGGAAUUCUAAAUGCUACCACAUUGCCCAACAGUUGCUAUCAAGAGCGUUACGAGUAUUUUCCUGGCUUCGAGGGCGAGGAAAUGUGGAACCCAAACACUAACAUCUCUGAGGAUUGUCUUUAUUUAAACAUAUGGGUGCCACAGAAGUCACGUCUACGCCACAAACCGGAGUCACAGGACAGCGCCGGUAAUAAUGGCAUGGCGAUAUUAGUAUGGAUCUACGGUGGUGGCUUCAUGAGUGGUACUGCCACACUGGACGUUUAUGACGCCGAUCUUAUGGCAGCGGCUGGCAAUGCAAUAAUUGCAUCGAUGCAGUAUCGAGUCGGUGCUUUCGGCUUUCUGUACCUCAAUCAGCACUUUACCAACAGCGAGGAGGCACCGGGCAAUAUGGGCCUUUGGGAUCAAGCUUUGGCUCUUAGGUGGUUGCGCGAAAAUGCGCGCGCUUUUGGCGGCGAUCCCGAUUUGAUUACAAUUUUCGGCGAAUCCGCAGGCGGCAGCUCGGUAUCUCUACAUCUGAUCUCACCAGUUACGCAGGGUCUAGUACGCCGGGGAAUUCUCCAGAGUGGCACUCUGAACGCUCCAUGGAGCUACAUGACCGGCGAAAAGGCGAAUGAAGUGGCUCGAGUAUUAGUAGACGAUUGCGGAUGUAAUUCGACAAUGCUACAGGAAAACCCGGCGCGAGUUAUGGCCUGCAUGAGGUCGGUGGAUGCAAAAACCCUCUCCGUGCAACAGUGGAAUAGUUAUAGGGGCAUCCUCGGUUUCCCAUCGGCGCCCACUAUUGACGGUGUCUUUCUACCUAAGGAUCCGUUGGAUUUGGUCAGGGAGGCGGACUUCAAGGACACCGAGAUCCUGAUUGGAAAUAACGAAAACGAAGGAACGUACUUUAUUCUGUACGACUUUAUUGACUUCUUCGAGAAAGAUCAAGCCAGUUUUCUGGAACGAGACAAGUUUCUCAACAUCAUUAAUACCAUUUUCAAGAAUAUGUCGCAAAUCGAGCGAGAAGCCAUCAUUUUCCAAUAUACCGAUUGGGAUCAGAUAAACGAUGGCUACAAGAAUCAGAAAGCCGUAGCGGACGUCGUGGGCGAUUAUUUCUUCAUUUGUCCAUCCACGCAUUUCGCUCAGUUAUUUGCGGAUCGUGGCAUGAAGGUCUACUAUUACUUCUUCACGCAGAGGACGAGUACCAAUGUAUGGGGCGAAUGGAUGGGUGUGAUGCAUGGUGACGAGGUGGAAUAUGUCUUUGGGCAUCCUUUGAACCAAUCUCUGGUAUACAACAGCAAAGAGCGAGAUCUAGCUUCCAGAAUAAUUCGCUAUUUCUCGCAAUUCGCAUACACGGGGAUACCGACGCUGGAUGAGGGCGAUUGGCCGCCUUACACUAGGGACCAACCGCAAUACUUUAUUUUAGACGCGGAGAAGAAAGGUUUCGGCAAAGGUCCACGGACGACAGCCUGCGCAUUCUGGAAUGACUUCCUGCCGCGGCUAAGGGGGAUUCCCGAUCCUACGCCCGAAGCGUGCAAAGGCACAAUAGCAUCGAGCGUUUUAGCGAGUGCCGGCGAGAUGCGUGGCUCACCGAUCGUGUCCAUCCUCUUACUUCCGGUGCUGGCGGUAUAUAGAUUCAUAUAAGUAAUUAAUCAUCUAUGUCAACAAACCCUUUACACGGCUGGCAGGUAUCCGGCUGGACAAAAACGCUCCACCGUUUGGCGCCACCGUCCAACAAACAGGUCCUAUAACGAGCGUUGUUUACACUUCAAGGUCGCAUUAGCGAUCGUUAAACAUUCGUAGAUCGAUAUAAGCCCACCAUAGGACGUACAGUUAUCGUCCAGCAGUAGUUCGUUUUCAUUGUGUCGUUGUUACGUCACCGGCACCGAUAGCACAGCGCGACGUUUGCGAAUGAUAAUCAUGAUGCCCUUGGUUGACCGGGGGUUUCGCUUCGAGAUAGUCGAUCGAUCUAGACAAAGAUCGCACGAUCGUCGAUAGAAAAUCCGUAAUAAAAUUCCGUUGAAUGAUCGACGUCAGCAGAAUCCGAUUCGCACAUCUGAGUUGUCUCUCCACUUUUAUCUCGUGCAGCCGCGCGCAUUGAUCCGAAUUCUAAUAAUUCUUUCUCUCUGAUUCACUGUCUCUUGCAAAAUUUGCUCUCAUUGAUUCUCAUCGAUCUCUCGAUCGAUCUCAUCGUAGAUUUGAUUGUUAGUGCGAGAUACAAUUACUGCGACAAAAACUUGCACGAAUUUAUAUCGUAAUUUCUCGCGGCGCGGAAACUUUUAAAUUGAUUGUCACAAAUCAAACACGAGCAAUGGUUGUCGAAAGAUGAUCGAGCAGAUGCCUAAUUGAUUGUAAAAAUGGCGAUCGCCAAAAAAAAAAAAUCCAAUUAGCGAAUUCUUGAUACGGAUUCAAAAAAUGUGUCAUUUUCGCAACGAAAAUUAAACAAAGAUGAUGGUGAAUCAUUUUAUUUGAUGUUUAUUCGUGAUCUAAUCGUUUGCUUGGUCUGAACUUGUCGCAAGAAACCAACUGCUAUCAGUUGCAAAACACCUUGCAAUGUAUUUGAUCUCUUAGUUUGCGACAUAGUCAAUCGUCUAGCACGACUAAGUUGUAAACGCAAGACCAAUUUCAGGGUACGAAAGCGGGGAAGGGGAAGAAGCGACGAAGACGGUAAAUAACGAACGAAUAAGUAAUUAGCUGACGUAGAAGGAUUUGAAUUAUUAACUCCGAACUCAUUAAAUCGGAGAGCGACCAAGUAACGUCGAUUUUUACCGCGUUGAUCGCGAGAAAGACAUCCUUAAAAAAAAAAAAAAAUCUUUGAGCACACACUGCGCUGCUUUUAAUAAAAAAGCGAAAUUGAACUACACAACGAUAUGUAAAAUUUUCAUGUCCGCAAAAUUAAACGCACUUAUCCCGAGUCGGAAUCGAGAUACAUACAUUUUGUAAUUAGAUGAUUACAUUGAUUGUAUCUAUAUAUACAUAUAUUUGCUCUGACACAUUGACAGAAUAUAAUUCUUCGAUAAGAAAAGAGACUUGACGUGUAAUUAAACAUUUCGAUAAAUGCGCGAGUUUGAGCUUAUUGGGAAUAUGAUCCUUGAUCGUUGAUUGCAAUUAAAGUUUUACAAUAUAAAUAAAUUUGUUGUAAAAAAAAUAGAAUAUUUAAGAAAUAAUAUUUUAGAAAUAAUGGAUUAUGUCACUAAAAAACAAAAAAUAUCUACCGGUUUUACUAUAAGAGCGUAGUGUAGGCUUUACACAGUUAGAACAAUUUCCGUAGAAUAUUACUAUAAAGUAAAAUGAAUGAUUCCAUUUUGCAAUUAUAUUCUAGGCUAGACAACGGAAACAGUAAAACAUCAAUAAAUCAUUUGAUACACUGAAUCAAUUUUGGGAUUAUUAUGAUAAGAGGCAAACUUGAAGAGUUCUAAAAAAUAAUAACAAUCUGUUAAUUUUAGAACUGUCGUACAAACUGUCGGCGCUAAAUUGCCUCUGUGCAAUAAAUCAUUUCAUAGUUGACAAAGUCAACGAAGGGAAAAAGAAAAUUGACGGUAAGACCGAGAGAUAAUUCGCAUCUAAAAGUUAUAUUUUCAUUUAAGUGCUCAACGCGAUUUUGCAAGAAAUUUAACUUUUGCUCUUCAUAAUUUAUCACGCUAUAAGUUGCCGUAAAAUGAGCCGAGAGUGGAAGAUUAAUAAAUUCCCAUAGUAACUGCAUGAGAGAAAGCCGAGUGAGAGAGAGAGAGAGAGAGAGAGAGAGAGAGAGAGAGAGAGAGAGAGAUAGAGCGCAGGCAGCAGUGAGAAAUCCAUUGUUACAAAAUUUUCAAUUUCAAAGUAAUUAAAAUAACUUGGGAUCCCGUUAUAAGAUAAAAUAUGUUCUACAUUAAAAGUGUGAAAUUAUCAUCUUAUUGUUUUCAACGCUUUGUAAGGGUUUUCAUAUGUAUAGA